UCCAGCCCUGGAAACCGGCGCCUUGUCCCAACCGAAGCAAACUUGCCGCGUUUUAUAGCCAUACUGUUGCGCCGAGGGCUCGAGAACUGCGAAACCAAGUGAAAUGGAUGGUGUGACCGAGGACAUGUGGACGCCGUACAAGCAUCUGUACAGCGUUUUCCAGGCGGCGGUGGCCAAUCCCAGUGGCGUCACCUCGGACCUGGAGCUGUGCCUCAAGAAAUACAAACACAGCUUCACCAACUUCCUGCGCAACCCGGCCAAGAACGAGAAGAGCCGCGGCCACCUGAGGAACGCCCUCAACGAGGGCAUCCCGCUGCCGGGACAGUCGCGGAAGAUCAAACUCUCGCAGGACCUGGUCGACGAGUCCCUGAUCCUUUCGGACAUGUUCGACCUGGACGAGGUGUUCGCCGUGGAGCUGCUCUGCACCGCCCAGCGGCAGCAGCUGCACCACCCAGGUCUGCCCAGAGGCCUCGUGGCGGUGCUCCUCUACUACGACGGACGGAAGGCGAUCAGUUGCGCCCUGCGCGACAUGUUCCAGACGGUCAGCGGCGUCUCCUGGAGCACCGAGCUGCCCAGGGAGAUCACCUGCCUGGUCACCAACUAUGCCCAGAGCCUCGUGGAGGACUCCAACAUACUGGGACGCCUGCUGGAGCUGCUGGAGGAGAUGGACCUCGACAAGGAGUGCAUACUGCUGACCAAAAACCGCGCCUUCGGCUCCAAGAAGCACCAGAACCAGGUGCUGGGCCUGUACGAGGACAUCCAACGGGCACUGGCCAUGGCCCUGUUCCAUUGGUCAGCCCAGCGCGGCCUGCCGCGCCCCAUUGCCAUCCGCCUGCUGCAGCAGCUGGCCAGCCGGAAGACCACCGACGCGGACGGCAACAUCGACGACGUGACCCUGAUCAUGCUGAUGGCACUGCUGUACGCGUACGACACCUCCGUGCUACUGGUCACCGAGUUCACCAAUCCCCACACGGCCCGUCUGCCGAUCCUAAGCGACCUGGAGUUCGCCAAUAGCUUCCUGGAGGCGCUCUACGCGCAGAGCAGCUGGCAGUCCCCGCGCCUCGACGCCAUCAUCACAUACAGCUUCGGGCUAACGCUGGCCAGUCUGCGCCACGCCCCCGGGCAACUGCAGGCCGCCGCCCUGUCCACCAUCAACCGGGAUGAGAUCCUCAUCGACGAGGCUCUGGCCGCCCAAGUAUUUGGCUUCUUCUACCGCAUGUUGCUCGAGAAGGACCUGGUCUACACCACCGAGUUCAUAUACCGCCGCGUGCACCUGCUCAUCACAGACUUCAUCGACUUCAUGCACGCCAAGGUGUCGGAGCUGCGUGGUCGGGCAGACGAGUCGGCACGGACGGUGAUCAGCUUCCUGAACGAGGGCCUCGAGCCGCCGCCCAACCUGGACUCCAACUUCGAGCUGCUCAUGCUGUGCGUGGCCAAGCUAUACGGCGAUCCGCGGGUGAGCUUGAAGCUCUGCAACGAGUACUGGGGCCCCAGCGAUCCCACGGGCUCCACAUUCGGCGUUCUACUCCCCACUGCAUUCAAGAACACCUCGCGCUCGGUGUCCUUGUUCAAGUUCAUCAGCCUGGCCAGCGAGCUGCUGCCGCAGACCCUGUUCAAGUCCUACCUCAAAAUGAUUUCCGGGCUCACGCGCACCGAGUUCUCCGCGCGGUGCGCCUUCAACAUGCUGAAGCUGGCCCAAGUGACCUCCGGCACCUAUACGGUCUGUUGGGAUCACUUCUUCACCACGCUGGCCAACUACUACAAUGUGAUGCGCAACGAUUUCAACACCAACAUCAGCGUGGCCGGGGAGACCAUCUACCGCAGCCGCUCGACCCCGCGGAUCAUCACGCAACGCGAGUCGGAGCAUCUGGUCGCCGUCAUGGGCAUCAUACAGGCGGUGGCCGAGCACGACGAGAUCUCGCGGAUCAUGAUCUGCGAGCAGGCCAACUGGCAGCCGCCACAGGUGCUGCUCGGGUUGGUGGCCUGCUCCACACCGCUGCUGCUCAAGGCGGAAAUCCUGUUCACGCUGGCAGCCCUCGCGAAGUCGAAAGAGACGGCGCGCGCCAUCUGGUUCCACCUGGAGGACUCGCAGAUCAUACCCACCGUCCCGGUGACGAGCAGCUACGGACAGUGCUGUCUGGCGGAGGAGAUCGAGCAGAACGAGAGUCGCUUGGAGCAGUACAAGCUGACGCGGGGCAUUCUGCAGCUGCUGCACACACUGAUGACCGUUUAUAUGCCCAAGUCUCUGGGCGUGGGCCCCCGGAAGCCCGGCUAUGAUGCCUACCUCAAUUUUGUGGUGGAGUCGGUGCUGCUCAAGUUCUACAACCGGGCGUACAAGGAUCCCGCCGAGAAGUGGCAGGUGGGGGCAAAGUGCCUCAAACUGCUCUACUUCCUGCUGGCCACCUAUUGCCCGCGGGCCUCAGACUUCCUGGAGGCGCGCGACGACCAUCCCUACCCCGGCUACCACGUCAUGAUGCAGCUGCAGGUGAAGUCCGACAUGCUGAACCUGCUGCUGCGCAUCGUGGAGGAGGCUCGCGAGCGGCUAGACGACUACAACCGCUUCCACGGCAAGGAGCUGCUCGAGGAGUGCUCCCUGUACGCCCUCCUGCUCCUCGAAGCCGCGUUGGCCAAGCAGAACGCCUUCUUCGAGACCCACUCGGCGGCCAACUGCCCCAUCAUGCUGUCCGGACUGAACCGCAUGCUCCUGGACCUGAACCCUCGCAGCCGCAAACCCGACCACGUCCUGAACAUCGUCAAGUUUGUGACGUACAACAGCUGGCUGCCGCGCCACUCGCUGGCCGCCGUGAAGAUCCUGAGUGCGGUGACCCAGCUGCCGAAUGUCUCCGCCCAGAUCCUCAGCAUGUACGCCCAGGGUAGCAAUGAGAAGCUCGAGAUCCGGCAGGGCUUCGUCGAGUGCCUGGAGAUGGAGGUGGGCGUGGCCAAGUACAGCGACGAGCUGCUCGACCAGCUGGCCCUCAACGACCAUGUCCCAUUCCUGGGCUUCGGUGCGGACGAGGACAAGGAUCGGGAGCGGGAGGAUGUUGUGGCGGGGUCGCGACUCGACUCGAGUCUGGAGGAGGCCGCACUGGAGCGCAAGCCGCCGCGCAUCGAGCUGCAACUGAAGGAGGCCAUCGUUCAGCUGUUCGAGACGAAUCUCAGCCAGCAGCUGCCAAACUUCGUGUACUUCCUGCUCGGCGUGGACGUUCUGCGCGACUUCAUGGCCAACGAGAAGCAGCACUUGGGCAUUGAGAUGCACUGCUCGUGCGUGAACUCGCUGGUGCUGCUCCUGGAAAAGUACUUGGAGCAACAGCGCCACAGCGAGGAGUACUGCGAGCACACGACUAACAUCGUGGAGCGCAUCUACCACCUGUUCCACGGACUCUGCGCCAACCGCCGCACCACGGAGACGAUCCUGCGCUACUUCCGACUGACGUGCAACGACUUCCUGCUGCGCCACCUCAACUCCCUGCCCUUCCGCCAGCACCGCGAGGACCACGUGCUGCACGCCAUGAGCCACCUGCUCAACUGCGUCUCCAUCGACGUCAAGCUGGCGGCUACUCAUGGCCAGACGACGCGCUACAACCUGCUGUGCGACAUUCUGCUCAUGGGCAACGGCUCGGAGGCACAGCGCUCGGCCCACGGGCUGCCGAUGGAGCUCGGUCACAGCCUGAUGACGCAGUCGGCGCCCUUCUUCGCCAUGGACCUGUUGCCGGGCGGAGGAUCGAUAAACGGCUCGGGUUCUGGAUCGGGCUCGGGACCAGCAGGAGCUCCGGGAACUGGGGCCAGCGCCCUGAAGCCGCCUUUGCUGCAGGAGACGUCGCAGGGACUGCAUGCCAACAGGCUGCUCGACUGCCUCGUCCUGGAGAUUGACACGCUCAGUCAGCCGCGACUGGAGUUCUUCGACGAGCAGCUGACCAAACAACUGCUCCGGGACUGCGAGUCCUCCGCAGAAGCCGCAGCCAAUUCCCCGGCGAGCUUGAUCAACGUGCGCAAGCUUCACGACAUUCUGAACGACGAGCUGCGCAUGGUGCAGAGCACCAUCGUCAGCGGACAGCGGAAGGCCAUCUCCACGGAGAUCACGCUGCUGCUGAAGCACGCCGUCAACCUCAACCGAGUGCGCACGCAGCGCUGCGCCACGCUGGCCUUCAUGGAGGCGUGGGGCCAGCUGGUGCAGGUGCUCUUCAGCAGCAUGCCCGAGGCAGUGCUGCCGGUGGCCCUGCGACGCCAGCACAUCGUCGACAUCAUCGAGAAGAUUCUGAUCAAGGUGCAGCCCAUCCAGCCCAUCAUUGAGAUCUCGAUCCAGGUCAGCGAGACGGUGUUGCUGCUGCUGGCCAACCUGCGCUACUGCUGCUACCAGGUGGAGGACCAGCGGUUCGAGGACCAGGCCACCGACGACUCCCUGACCAAUGGCAACGCCGCCGACUCCCAGGCGACCAAGCUGAUUCUGGGGCAGAAGAGCCUCGGCCACGGACUGGCCAAUGGCUCGGAUGGCGGAGGUGCCAGGGAAAGCGGGGCCGGAGCCAACAGCAGCAACCUACGGUUCAUCCUCAAGAGCCUCGUCGAGUGGAUCAUGAUCAGCGAGGUGAAGUCGCAGAAGCUGCGCAUCAACUUGUACAGCGCCCUGCUGAAUUGCCUGCGGAUUGCGAAGCGGCUUCGCACCGACGAGCAGCUGGAGUACCAGGAAACGGUGAUAUCUCGGCAGGACGACCGCCAGCGGCUGAAGGUAAUGGCCACGGACGUGAUCGGAACGUUCGGCGAGAAGCUGAUCGACACCAUCUGCCACGACGCGGUGACCGGUCACGACGUGUGCCGGAUGCUGGCGCUGGCCUGUCUGGACAUGAUCUCCGAGCUGCAUGCGGUGAGCACGCUGAGCAACUUCGUGGCGACGCGCGGCUACCUCAAGCACAUGCUAGACAGUCUGGGCAAGUCCAGUGAGGCGCUGGGCGGGAUCCUGCAGCCAGUGCCGGAUCAUCUGCGAGCGCUCUACGUGUACGAGUCGCGGAUGGCCUUCCUCACGCGGAUGGCGAACACGAAAGUGGGCGCCCGACUGCUCCUCGCCGAGCGGGCGCUGGGUGUGCUGUCGAAUAUGCGGGUCUACGACCUGCAGCCCGACCUCAAGGCCAGCGAGCUGAAGCGGAACGAGCCGCAGGCCUUCCUGCCGGCCAUCGACGAGCGCUUCCGAGCAAUCCUGCUGCCGGCACUGGCCCUCUGCGACGCCAUCGUCAACUCGUUGGGAUCGCGCAACAACUCCGCCGCCCUGCAGGUCCUCAACUUCCUGUUCGCCCACAUCGACAUGGUCGAGGCCAUGCUGCGCACGGCCACCCCUUUCAUGGACCUGGGCCAUCUGCAGCAGCUGGCCGCCAUCACCAAUCUAUUCGCCCGCACCACUACGCACGAGGUGACCGCUCUGGAGGACAGCCUGGAUGUGGAGAACGAUCUGGAGCUGCGCAACCGUCUGGGCCGCCUGCAGCAGCUAAUGAUCGUAGUCUUUGGGCGCUUCUCCGUCAGCGAGGCCACCAUUCGGCGGAUGCUGCAGCAGGAUAAGGAGCACAGCGAGCAGGCCGAGAGCUCGAAAACCCUGCGUGUCAAGUACUUCCUGGACACUGCCGCCAACCUGUCGCUCUACUGCCGCAACGCGGUCACCAGCCAUGUCAAAGACAGCAUGACUUCCAAGUACUUGCUAACCACUAUGAUCAACGACGUGACGCCACUCACCGGCAAAAUGGACAGCAAGAAGCUGACGGCCAUCAUGCAUACAAUCCUCAACCAGCUGAAGGGCUCCAUCGGGUACUACCUCUCGCAGAAGUCCAUUGCCGACAAUCUGCUGCAACAGCGGGCCUCGCUGCCCAACAUCAGCUUUGGCCCCAACGGCAAGCAAAGCUACAUGGACUUGAGCCAGCGACAUAACGAGAAGCGCAGUGAACUGAUGCAGGCGGUCUUUAUAGCGGAGCAGAACCUGUACCUGCUGUGGAUCCAUCUGGACUUCUACCUGCGAAACGCCGUCGUCUACGCCAACGAGAACCGAAACGCCAUCAACGAGAGCAUCCUGGACAACGGCAACAACGUGUCCGUGCUAAACGCCUCACAGGACGAGAUUUUGCAGCUCAAGCAGCUGCUCAUCUCCACCUUCAACGAGACCUUCUGCACGCAGCUAAUCACGGCCAGCGAGGAGUACACGGUCAAGUGCAAGGGCUUCAACGCCUCUCUGCUCCGUCGGAUCAAAGCGCUCGUCCAGUUCGCCCCGGUCUCUGCCAACGGCGACAAUUCCACGUUCAUCUCGUAGGCGCGGACCCAUUCAACUUUUAUUUUUGGGUUGGUCUCCUUCUGCCGGUUCGUAGGGCGAUUUUGCCUUAUCGGUGUCUGAUAAACCAUCGACUGAGCGACAUAUUUAGUUUUAUAAUUCAAUAAAAUCGUGUUGAUAUUCUUAAGCGAAA
Messenger RNA from Drosophila rhopaloa, 6434 nucleotides. RefSeq names its product nuclear pore complex protein Nup205 (gene Nup205). Gene Ontology annotation, molecular function: structural constituent of nuclear pore. Bases 104 to 6283 code for a protein of 2059 amino acids. The record is from RefSeq and is a predicted model, not a curated record. Gene Ontology annotation, cellular component: nuclear pore inner ring; nuclear pore. Gene Ontology annotation, biological process: nuclear pore organization. The transcript has 11 exons. Lineage: Eukaryota; Metazoa; Arthropoda; Insecta; Diptera; Drosophilidae.